AUGUCAGCGAAAUCGGUGGACCGGCGACAAACAGAUUCCUCUGGGCCCUCACUUAAGCAAGAAGAAGAAUCCUCUGGCGUGCCUGCAGAAUUAGAAUCAGUGAAUACCCGCCUUGGCCGCCUGAAAGACGAGGUCCUGCCCUCCGCGCCAUACCUCCUCACUGUUCCCACAGACGUGCCUUUUCGCCUCGGAAAUAGGUUCGUCAACAAUUGGGCAGUGGGGAAGAAGGGCCCGUUUGCGAUCGAGGAACAGCAACUUCAAUAUAUGACGUUUUUGAUGCACCACGACGCGGACUCUCUACUUGUUGCUGUUGGAGACUGGUCGGAUAACGACGGAAGGGUCAUGGCAAAACAAGAUGAUGGGAAACCGCGGGUGGCUACACCCACUACCCCUGCAGCGACACAAGGUGGUGCGGCAAAGAAGAAGAUCAGUCUAAGCGACUACAAGACCAGGGCGAAGGGAGAUUCGACAAGAGAGCAUUCAGUUGACAACCGAGAACCGCCUCACAAUGAUAGCCGAAAAGAGAAGCGCGAUACCCUGCAAGUACCUGCUUCUCGUACAAUAAAGGAACGAGCCUCUAACGAUCGACUGAAUGAAAGCGUAAACACGACCUCCCCAAGCUCUAAACGACCACUUAAGGAUUCCUCGAAGCCAGCAAGCGACGCUCCUGCCCCGAAGCGCGCACGAUUAACUCCUCCCGAGUCUGCAGAAGAAAAGGUCCCUGCAGACAAAAAACCAAACGGCAUUCCCGCCCUUCUAUCCCCUACACUCCCGCCAGCCUCUUCCAGUCCACGUCUACCAGAACUAUUGUCUCCCACCCUACCACCCGAACUUGAGGCAGAACUUGCCCAUCUAGAAGACGAGUCUCCUAUGCCUCUAAAGCGUGAAACAACCUCUGUCGCCAAAGUUGAAAGCAGGAAUGGGACUCCGAGCAUAAAAGCUCCGGUUUAUGAUCGAAUACGUACUGAACAGAAGUCGACUAGUACACAGCCCAAGGAGACAAGCAAAACCACUCCACUUUCUACUAGUGGGAAAACGAACCCUAGACGCGAUUCGGAUCUGCGAUCUACAUCCCCGUACGCCCAUAAAUCGCCGGUACCAAGCACUACGACUAAAACAAAAGCGGCCCCCUCAACUGUAACAGGGUCCACAGCAACCAAAAAGCUUAUAGUCAAAUUGAAGUAUGGGCGAGCGAACAGGAAACGAGUGGGCGCUCUACUCAAGUUCGGCGGCAAAAGCAAACUAUUCGACAGUCUAUCUUCCAGAGCAUCGAAAGAAUCAUUAUCUGGAGACGAAGAUGGUGAAAUCUCACGAUCUGAAUCGAAGUUACGAGGAAGGAAACGAGAACGCUCGCCAGAUGACGAUGGGAUAGAAGAGCACCCACCGCGAGAAACGAUUAGGGCCGGCAAGACUGUUCCUUCUGACAAGAUUAAAUCUUCAAACGCCACUUCAUUCAAAUCACCAUCGAGCAAGCGACCUGCUGUUUCGAAACCAGAGUCUGCUGUUCCAACACCGGUCAAAGACAGUCGAGCCAGACAUCAACGUAUUACAGAUGGAGAUGCGGAAGUGAAGACACCUUCAGGCGUAUUGAGUGGAAAAUCCCUUCCACCAAAGCCAGACAAGACUGUACAAAUGUCACCUACAAACGGCGACGUGAUGAAGGCUCGAGACCAAGAAAGGAGGUCGUGGCGCGACGAGUAUACCAAAUACACGGGACUAGGUCGGGAAUUGAAGCACACCGCAGAUGGAUAUUCUAGAGCAAGAGCCUCCAGCAACGAGAAUGUGUCAAGCUUAGAUGGGAAACUGGCGGCAGCAUCUGCUGUUGAAUCAAUCCUCUGUUUCAUUGUCGCGUUUGUGGCGAAUGACCAUCACAGAUCGUUAGCCCGACAGAUUGGUGAUUCUGAGACCUGGAGAUCCAUCAUCCCGUAUUGGCGUGUGGUGGAAAGGACUGCGUCUGCUUACCCUCAUCUACACGGACUGUGCCUUGUUCUGGGUGCCGUGUCUCGCGAUACCAUAAACAGCCUAGAUAUGGAGCGACUCGCAGUCUGUCCUCUGCCCGGCGAACAAAGUCCCGUCCCUACUCCAGGCAGUGACGGGAACACUGUAACCUCUGACCGCAACAGCAGCAACAGAAGCCACAAUAAAAAAGAGUUCUUAGAUAUUCGCAGUCGUCUCCCCGAAAAUCACAAAGAAGCCAAUCGCCUUUGGCUCGAAGGCUGUCGCGAGCUUUCAGACGAUGUCCUCGCUAAAGAGUAUCCAGAGACAUGGUCAAGUCGAUCCCGCAAUUAUGCAGAACGAGGCCAUGACAGCUUUAAGAUUGGUCAAUAUGCCGGUGGCUUUUUCCUACCGUUUGGCCGCACAACGACGCCCAUGGAAACAGUCCGGUUUGGAGUUGCAUUGUUACGAGAGUGGUGCAAGAAGGAGAAUAUAGAUUUCAAAGCUCGGUUGAAGCUUUGA
Talaromyces amestolkiae is the source of this 2457-nucleotide messenger RNA. RefSeq lists its product as uncharacterized. The coding region runs from base 1 to 2457 and encodes 818 amino acids. The transcript has a single exon. The record is from RefSeq and is a predicted model, not a curated record. NCBI's taxonomy places the organism in Eukaryota, Fungi, Ascomycota, Eurotiomycetes, Eurotiales, Trichocomaceae.